AUGGUGGAAAUCAAAAACACGCGCUCGAUGCGGACCCGCAAAUUUAGCCGAAAUUGGGACGGCACGAUCUGGUUUCGGUUGAUAACAUCGAGCAAGCAGCGACCGGUCGCGUGCGCAGGUCCGCUUAGGGCAGAACAGAAGGGGCAGCGGACUGAUAUCGUUCUUUCUCCCUCCCUCUCUGCUCCGUUUGCGAACUUGCAAUCCAAUACUCCAGCCUCGAAUUGGCGAUUGAGUGCAAGCGCCGUGCAGAGUUUAGCAAUGCGACGGGAGAUGUCGGACGAGCUUAAAUCCUUCUUGGACUCCGGUAUCUAUCGACUUGAUGUGGAUGGGUCGAAGGUGGCUUUCCUCGACCCCGUCCGUGUCCUCAACUGCUCCUUCUCUCGGUUUAAGAUCUCUCCUUCGGCUUACUAUUCUCGCUCCUUCCGUUGUUCCACGGAUGGAGAUGAAAGCAAGGAGGAUAAGGUUUUCCAAGUGACUAAGAAGAGGAAGAAAAGACGGCCUGCUCGCAAUCUCAAUGAGAGGGAAGAGGCUGCGGAGAAGCGCCAUCAAGAAGCAAGAUCUUUGUUGCUAAACGCGCACAAAGCGUUUGUGCAAGCUAAGGAACUCCAAGCUUUGCUUCCCAAAUUGGUGAAAUGCGAAACCUGUUUGCCUGCGAGGAAAGUUGUUGAAUUGGAUUUUAUUCAACUUGGAAGCCUAUGGCAAGCGCCUCUGUACGAGAUAUCUCUUUGUCUGAGAAAGGAGGUGUUAGAUGAGACAGGAGGUCAUGAACAAGGUGAGAAUGAUGGAUCUGCAGCACAUCAAUUGUUCAAUAACUUGAUUUAUAAUGUUACAAAUGAUGAUGUAGAAGCUGAGAUUCUAGAAAAUUGUUAUAUAUUGCCCAGAAGAAGCUGCUUUUACAUGUCUGACUUGAGACAAAUCCGCAAUCUCAUACCAGCUCACUCAAAAGAUGGCUUUAACUUUAUUGUGAUUGAUCCUCCUUGGGAAAAUGGGAGUGCCAACCAGAAAGAAGUUUACCCAACUUUACCUAACAGACAUUUUCUUUAUCUUCCUAUCAAGGAACUUGCACAUGAGCAAGGAGCCCUUGUUGCACUCUGGAUUACGAAUCGGGAGAAACUUAGAAUUUUUGUCGAGAAGGAUCUGUUUCCUGCUUGGGGCGUGAGAGAUUGUUCUGUGUGUUAUUGGUUAAAGGUGAGAUCGGAUGGAUCCUUGAUCGGCGAACUGGACUUAUUUCAUCACAGACCAUAUGAAUGCCUGCUUCUUGGGUACAUAAAUUUGCAGAAUGAUGAUCCAAAAACCAUUCCAUCUCAUUUUCUCGGGAGCAACCGAGUUAUUGUCAGCAUUCCUGGUGAUUACUCAAGGAAGCCACCACUCGGCGAAUUGUUGAUUGAUCUUAUACCGGGUCCUCGGCCUUCCAAGUGCAUUGAACUUUUUGCCAGAGAACUGGUGGCCGGGUGGACCUCGUGGGGGAAUGAACCGCUUCAUUUCCAAGACUCAACCUACUUCAUGGAAAAAGAACAAAAAUUCAGACAAUUGAUCUGAAAGCUCCUCUGAUAUCAUUUUCCAAUCACCAAAUGCCUCAAGGAGUAUUUUCACAUAUUUUUCCUGGGACGGCAAUCACGCACGUGUAGGCCACGUGCAAAUGGAUAGUAACGACGUGACGUAACGAGUGAGAGCAGCGGAUGCACGUGCACUUACCUGUCUUUGUGUACUUCAUAAUAAAUUCAAAUCCUAUUAAUAAAGUUAUAAGUUAUUAUUAUUAUUGUUAUUAUUAUUAUUAUAAAGUUCCACGUGGUUUGACGAAAUUAAAUGAUUUUCUUUAUUUUAUGUUCUUGCGUAGGAAACCUUCCCUUUCGACGUACCUUCAACGGACCGUUCGAUUGGCGAAUCCAUUUGUCAGACUCAGAGGAUGUCCGGCCCGUUGACCGGGAGUCAACGUAACAAAGCGUG
This is a messenger RNA of Zingiber officinale, 1947 nucleotides long. RefSeq names its product methyltransferase-like protein 2. Gene Ontology annotation, cellular component: RNA N6-methyladenosine methyltransferase complex; nucleus. The transcript has 10 exons. The coding region runs from base 1 to 1539 and encodes 512 amino acids. Lineage: Eukaryota; Viridiplantae; Streptophyta; Magnoliopsida; Zingiberales; Zingiberaceae. Gene Ontology annotation, molecular function: methyltransferase activity. The record is from RefSeq and is a predicted model, not a curated record.